This is a messenger RNA of Drosophila persimilis, 2110 nucleotides long. It is a transcript of the gene Mfe2, whose product is annotated as peroxisomal multifunctional enzyme type 2. The transcript is spliced from 3 exons. Lineage: Eukaryota; Metazoa; Arthropoda; Insecta; Diptera; Drosophilidae. The coding region runs from base 137 to 1930 and encodes 597 amino acids. Gene Ontology annotation, molecular function: oxidoreductase activity. The record is from RefSeq and is a predicted model, not a curated record.
GAGUUGCUAAUCUUUUGUGUUAAGUUAAGGAAUCGCAUCCGAGCAGCAACGUUAACGUGCGUUUAGUCUACAAAAAUUUUGAUCGUUGGAGCAGGCGUAACCGGAUUUCCAAACAGGGAAAAAUUAACCAGAAAACAUGUCUUCUGCUGGCAAACUGCGUUUCGAUGGCCGUGUGGCGGUGGUAACUGGUGCCGGUGCCGGCUUGGGCCGAGAGUAUGCUCUCCUGCUGGCCUCCCGUGGCGCCAAGGUGGUGGUCAAUGACCUGGGCGGCACUCAUUCCGGCGAGGGUGCCUCGCAGCGGGCCGCCGAUGUGGUAGUUGAGGAGAUUCGCAAGAGUGGCGGCGAGGCGGUGGCCGAUUACAAUUCUGUCAUCGAUGGGGCAAAGGUCAUUGAGACGGCCAUCAAAGCCUAUGGCCGUGUGGAUAUACUCAUCAACAAUGCCGGCAUUCUGCGCGAUCGCAGCCUCCUCAAAACAACCGAACAGGACUGGAAUCUCGUCAACGAUGUCCAUCUGAAGGGAAGUUUUAAGUGCACUCAGGCCGCCUUUGGGCACAUGAAGAGCCAAAACUUUGGCCGUAUCGUCAUGACCUCGUCGAAUUCGGGCAUCUUUGGUAACUUUGGACAGGGCAACUAUGCGGCUGCCAAAAUGGGACUCGUUGGCCUGGCCAACACCGUUGCCAUCGAGGGCGCUCGCAAUAAUAUCUUCUGCAACGUGAUUAUCCCAACGGCGGCCAGCCGCAUGACCGAGGGAAUUAUUCCCGAAGUUCUUUUUAAUGAGCUGAAGCCGCAUCUGAUUGCACCUGUUGUGGCCUACCUGUGCCACGAAUCCUGCGAGGACAAUGGCAGCUACAUCGAAAGUGCCGCUGGAUGGGCCGCCAAAGUGCAGACGGUCCGUGGCAAGGGAUCUGUGCUGCGACCCUCUCUGGAUGAUACCGUCACCCUUGAGUAUGUGAAGAAUGCCUGGUCCAAGGUGACGGACAUGUCGCAGGCCAAGCACCUCAAUUCGAUGGCCGAGGCCACUGGCUAUCUGCUGGAGGUGAUCGAGAAGCUUAAGGCCGGCGGCGGCGAUGCCGUCGAGGACACAUUCACAUUCGACAACAAGGAGCUCAUCACCUACGCCUUGGGCAUUGGUGCAUCGAUCAAGAACAGCCAGGAUCUGCGCUUCCUGUACGAGAACGAUGCUGAUUUCUCGGCCAUACCCUCGUUCUUUGUCCUGCCCGGCCUACUGCUGGCCAUGUCUACGGACAAGCUGGUCGGCAGUGCCCUGCCCAACAAUCAGGCCGACUUCACCAACAUUCUGCACGGCGAACAGUAUUUGGAGAUCGCCGACGAUCUUCCCACCGGCGGUACCCUGACAACGACCGGCAAGGUGUUCGAUGUGAUGGACAAGGGAUCCGGCGCCGUUGUUGUGACCAAUUGCGAUUCGUUCGACGAGAGCGGUCGUUUGGUGGUCAAGAACCAGAGCUGUGUGUUUGUGGUGGGUGCAGGGAAAUUCGGUGGCAAAAAGAAUCCAAUUGCCGGUGUAGUGCCACUGCUGCCGAAUCCCAACCGUCAGCCGGACUCCUCCAUUCAGUACUCGACCAGCGCGGAUCAGGCCGUACUCUACAGACUCUCCGGCGAUCGCAAUCCCCUGCACAUUGAUCCACAGAUGGCACUCUUGGCCGGCUUCAAGACACCCAUUCUGCACGGCCUGUGCACCCUGGGCUACUCGGUCCGGGCCGUUCUCAGCCAGUAUGCCGACAACAAUCCGACGCUCUUCAAGGCCAUCAAAGUGCGCUUCUCAGGCCCCGUUCUGCCCGGCCAGACGCUGAAGGUGGACAUGUGGCUGGAGGGCACACGAGUACAUUUCCGCACCCUGGUGGUAGAGACCGGCAAGGAGGUUAUUUCGGGGGCCUACGUCGAUCUGAAGAGCACCAAGGCCAAGUUGUAAGCCGCUGCUGCUUGUCUUUUUGAAUGAAUUCCCCUCAUUCCCUUGUUUGCCUUUUUUUACAUAUACAUAUAAUCUUUAUAUAUCUGUACAUAUGCACCAGUAUGCAACCCCCUUCCUUCGGUGGUAGAAAUAGAAACGAAACCCUUUUACGGACCCAAUAAACUAACGACUGUUUUCCAA